UUGGCGGUGCCGCGUGUGGCUUGGAGUUUCCUGGGUCUGGAAAUUGGAGAGAGAGAGAGAGCGAGGGACAAGUUUCAGCAGCGGCUGGAGGAUGUGAGGGAACGCGCCUGGAGCCAGGAAACUCGGGAAAGGGCCAGCCCAGUGCGUGUCGCUGUACCCUGGCGCAAUGUUAAGUCGGCAAGAGAUCAAGGCGUCGGGACGGGGAGUCGGGAAAUGUGUUGUGCCCAGUUAUAAAUGUGGGCGCACCCUGAAUACAGGAAAGAUUGAAAUGUAGCCAGGAUAUGCAAAUACUGCUGUACAGUUGGGAGUAAAGAGAAUGCUUCAAUUUAAUUGGAAUUGAAUAGAUUAAGCUGUUGGAACUGUUAAAAUAACCAACUCAUCACAGCCGUUUACUUAGUUGAAAGCUAAACUCUUAUGGCCGACCUUUUCUGGCCUCGUUUAUUCGGAUCAAGAGCACUAGAUGUUCAAUCCUAAAUCUUGUACUGUACAUUAGAACUUCUAAAACUUGUUUCUUGUUUAAUGCGAUUUCUCAAAAGCCAAUUUGCUAUCAAAUUAAUGUCAAUAUUGCCUCCUGACAUGCUCAUCCAUUAUCUGUAUUUUCACUGACAGUAGUGUAGGGUGUUGUGUGUUUACCGGACAAUGAUGGCAGAUGAAUUGGAAGUGGACAAGCCUGGUCCAACUGCAGAGCUGGGUGGACAAGCAAGGAGUGGCGCUGAGACUGAAGAUUCGGUGGAACUCUGUGAGCCCGAUGACCUGGCGAACUAUUUGGAAAUAAAAUCCGAAGCAAGGGACCCGGACAAAAAACUGUGCGGCUACCUCAACAAGCUGGGAGGCAAAGGGCCGCUGAAAGGCUGCAAGACCCGCUGGUUUGUGUACGACCAGAAGACAUGCCAUCUCUAUUAUUUCCGAACAGCCCAGGACAAUAGCCCGUUAGGGAGAAUGGACCUGUCCAAGGCUGCCUUCAACUAUUGCGUGGAGGCAGAGGAAGGAACAUUUGAAAUCUCAACUCCAGAAAAGGAUUAUACAUUGAAGGCAAAGAAUAAAGAUGUCAUGAUGUACUGGUUACAGCAGUUGCAGCAGAAACGUUGGGAACAUGGUGAGGAGCAGAAAUAUGCCCUUACAGAUGAUCUCAGCAUCUCAACCGAGCAUACGGAGUUACCACCAGCAUUCAACACAGAAGAGGAAACAGAUGAGUUCAUGGAUCCCGUGAAAACACCUACUGGUCUUGUCGGAGUGGAAGCAGCUUCUCUCCCAGCCCCCCUGCAGCCCACUACCUUGCACAACAUCUCUCUCAAACAUCUGGGAACAGAAAUCCAGAAUCUCGGUUCUAAAACUGUGUUUCAGUUCUCCAGAAGCAAGUCAUUAAGAGAAAGUAAGACCUGUUUUGAAGAAAUUAAUAAGGGACCAAAUGAGACUGGACAAGAUGUAUCCCAGAACAAGGAAGGAGAUAUACCAGUUAAGGAUUCGCAGGAGGAAGAGCAGAAAACUCCAUUUCGGAAGAGUCCUAGGAGCAGUGUGAAAUUGCUGACCAAUCGAAUCAACAAUACAACGUUGCCUUCACAGCAGGAUGGGAAUAACCCAGACAAAACCAUGAGCUUAGACAAUGACAUCUUGAAACUCACUAACGAGCUUAAUGCACAGAGGGAAUUGGUGAAGCUCUUGCACCGAGCUCUGGAGGCAGCGCAGCAGGAGAAGAGGGCCUGUAACUCCUACCUCUCGGCCGACGAGUCCACCCGACUGGAACUGGUGCGGCACAAGGUGAGGCAGGUCAGGGAGUUGGAGAGCCGGGUCAGCGCUCUGGAGAAGGAGAAGCAGGAACUGGAGCAGAGCCUGAGGCUGCAGAGGGACCUGGUGGAGGAGCUGAAGCAGCACGCUCAGCUCCUGAUGGAGAAGAACAACGCGAAGCAAGAGGUCAUCCUGAAACUCUCUGAGCAGAUGGUCAAGGAAGACAUCUCCUCAUCAGAAAUGUGUGGCGAAGUCACCGCUGAGACCAUGAGGAAGCUAGAGGAGAGAAUUGUGCAUUUAAUGGAUGAUCAAGAAGCUUACAAAACACAAAACAAGUUCUUAAACUCCGAGAUCUACCAGGUCACCAAACUUUGGCAGGCCACAGCAGAUCGGGAGAUUGCUCUGGCAAUGAAGUGUGCUUUUUUGAAGGCAAGUUACUGCCGGAUCGAGAGCAAGUAUUUGACAUUACUCCAUAAGCUUCAAGAUGACAACAACCAAAAGGAGACAGACCAGGAUAUGGUCAAGCAGCUUAUUGCUGACCAAUCAAAACUGGAGAAUAAAACUCAACCUGGCAGCAAUGUUGGUGCUAUCUGCAAUGAGUAUGAUGAAUAUGGUUUCAAGAUGGUGUCAUCUCCAGUGCAGGAGAAUAACCUCUUGGUCAAAAUCCAGGCACUUGAACGAAAAUCCAUGCAACUGAUGGCCACUCAGGAGAGUCAAGAGAAAACCUUCCAGAUGAAAUGGACAAACCACUUAUCAGGCAGGUCCUUUGGUGAAAUUCAGCCUUCACCAGAGUUAAAGAACAUGAUCCGUAAUGGCGUUCCCAAGGAAUAUCGAAGGCAUGUUUGGAAGUGGUGCACCGAUCGAUGGGUGCGUCGCAUAAGGGAACGUUACGAUGCUAAGCGUUAUCAGGAGCUGCUGAAACUGUGCAAGAACAAAGACCAGGCAGCAUCCAAGCAGAUUGAACUGGACCUGCACCGGACUCUGACCAAUAACAGGCUGUUCACCUCCCCGAACUCCAAGAUGGUUCAGAAACUCCGCCGAGUAUUAUUGGCAUACUCGUGGCAAAACCCUCAUAUUGGAUACUGCCAGGGACUGAACAGACUGGCAGCCAUUGCGUUGUUGAUCCUGAGAGAGGAAGAAGAUGCUUUUUGGUGCCUCGUGGCCAUAAUUGACUGCAUUAUGCCAGAGGAUUACUACAGCAAGACCCUCACUGGCUCCCAGGUUAUAUUUCGAUAUGCACUAGCAAUUUUCAAAUACAACGAGGAAGAAAUUUUGAAGCUUAAUGACAACCUGGCGAUUUAUGACUACCUUAGAUACUUGACACAAAAUAUUUCUGAGGGAAGGAAGCUCAUGAACAUUGCAUUUGUUGAAAUGAACCCGUUUCCCUUGAAGCUGCUUCGAAACCGUCGGAUGUUGCACCUGGAGAAACUCAAAGCUGAGCUGAGCGAGCUGGAGAGGAUACGUGAAGCGUAUGUGAAAGAAAGAGUGGAACAGAAGAUCAUUAUGGACUGUGCUAGUGAGGAUGAGGAUGAAGCUGAAAGGAAUCGUCCCGGAGUGGCAUCGCCUGAAUUUUCCCCAGGGGAUCCCUCAAAAUCAUGAACCAUGCUCUUCAACAACAAGCACCUAUACUCAAGUUGUCCAGUCACGAAUUAACUUCCCUCAAGACAUCUUUCCUUCAAUUACAAGGGAAAACACAUAAGUAAAGUUGUUAGAUUUCACUAUAUGGUACCUUUCUUGUGCUUAUUAUUGUCAAUAUCAAGUCUUUAAGCUUUGGUGCAGCGGAAUCCAGAAGAAGAGGAAAAAAUGACUUACUUUGCCAUAAGCAAAGAUUCCUUUUACCAAAGCUUAGAAGACUGCUACCUCCGUCAUUUUGAAAUUUUUUUUGUUCUCAUUCCAACACCCUGUGAAUAGGAUUGAGUGAAUCAGUCCUGAAAUAAUGCUUUUGAAGUCAUGAUUGCCAGGAUCUGGAGGCGGCCUGCUCAGGUUCAUUCCUAAACAAUGAUUGAGAGUGAGGAAAGAUUCCAUCCCAUCAGCUCAAACUGGUACAAACCCACCUUAGGAAGGAUAUAUUGGCAAUAGACAAGAGUAUAGCAUAGAAUGGUACCUGCACUUCAGAGAUUAAGUCAGGAGGAGAAAGAAUGUAAACUAGGCCCAUUUUUCUCUAGAAUAUAGAAAGUUUAAGCAUAAUCUGAUUGAAAUCUUCAAAAAAUUAACAAGAAAAGACAAGGUAGAUAAAGAUAAACUAUUUCUACUGGUUGAGGAUUCUAGAAGUAAGAAGCAGAGUCUGAAAAUUACAGCCAAACAGUUCAGGAGAGUUGUUAGGAAGCAUGUGUGUACACAAUGGCUGGCAGAGGUUUGGAACAAUCAGAAGUUCAUUCUAUAUCAGUUAAUUUUAAAACUGAUGCACAUAAAUUUUUGUUAUGCAAAGGUAAAAGUCCAAAGUCAGGUACAUGGAGUUAGGCCUCCGAUCAACUAUGAUCUAAUUGAAUGGUGGAACAGGCUUGAAGGACUGAAUGGCCUUUUCCUGUUCAAUGAUGAGAGGAGAACGAGCUACACACUGCCUUGUCAUUCAAGAUGAUUAGUUAUAAUCUUGAUGCCUGAUUUUAGCCCAAUUUGGAACUCGUUAAAUGAAUGUAUACACCGAAAGUCUCAGUUAAAUUGUUAGCUAUUAGGUGCAGAAAUUUAUUUGUGACUUAUCGCCCAUCUAUGGGACAGAAAUCUAAUCCCAACCCCAACGAUCCCCUUCUUUCACACAUCAUCUGAGUGACUGCAGCAUUCAGAAGGUGGUUCUCAAAGGAAUUUAGGGAUAGAUAAAUGCUGGCUUAACCAAAAAUACCAUCAUCUCAUGAGAGAAUGAUUCAAAAUAACCACACAAAUAUUUAUUAUUGAUAAAUGCCUAACUUGCAUCAUUGGUAUGCAUGGGGUAACAUCGUUGGAAUUGGCAGGAUUCAGGUGCAAUUAAUUGACCUGGCACAUGGCCAACAUACAUGUAAAUUUAAAAUGUUUAUUUUUUUAAAAAGACUUUCAGAAACUCACAUUUUCCACUUCUGGGGCUGCACGGAAAAGUGUGUGAACUAUGACCCUCUGUAAGCUUGUAACCAGAGUGGUCAAUUACAGACUGUCCAAGUAGGCCCUGUAUCAAUUACCUCAUUGCCAAGUUAGUUAAUGUUGCUCAGAUGAUAAGAGCCACAACUCACCUGAGAUGUCUCUUCGACUUGCCACAGGUAAUAGUGUUCGUGAUGCUGAGGUGAAUGUGAACUAAAAUAGUUUUGUAACAUUUUGAUAUUGAGACAUCAUUACAGGAAUGUCUGAUAUUCCUUUUUAAGAUGAAUUAGUGCUUAACUACCCAAGGAGACUGGCUUGUCACUUGACUAUGCUGCAAUCCAGAGCUGGUAUGAUAUUUUUUCGCUGCUGUUUGAAAGUAUACAAUAGUCUGGCACAGUGACCAUUCAACAUAGACAUCGGUUUGUUUGGUUUUAUUAAAGUACUUGCAACCAACUACACAAUAAAUUCCAACCAUGUGUAACCACA
Messenger RNA from Hemiscyllium ocellatum (epaulette shark), 5256 nucleotides. It is a transcript of the gene tbc1d2, whose product is annotated as TBC1 domain family, member 2. The record is from RefSeq and is a predicted model, not a curated record. NCBI's taxonomy places the organism in Eukaryota, Metazoa, Chordata, Chondrichthyes, Orectolobiformes, Hemiscylliidae. The transcript has 12 exons. The coding region runs from base 640 to 3324 and encodes 894 amino acids.